Molecule: messenger RNA, 1551 nt
Organism: Ruditapes philippinarum (Manila clam)
Lineage: Eukaryota; Metazoa; Mollusca; Bivalvia; Venerida; Veneridae
Exons: 7
Coding region: 30-770 (246 amino acids)
Source: RefSeq, a predicted model, not a curated record
UAACAAAUUUACAAAGAAACGACGAAGACAUGGCUACCAAUAAACCUAUACAAACAAGCACUUCUACAAAAACCACAGAUGGAAGUGACUCCAGAAAGAAGAAAUGUUUUACAUUCACGGUGAAUAAUCAGCUGCGCGAACCAUUUUUCAACAACAGCGUUACCAUGGAAAUUGAAAAUGAGAAGAGUCCCCUGAUUGAGUAUAUGGAAAAGGCAGUAAAUGAACAGAAUGGACUUAUGACUAAAUUUACAGUGACAUACUUCUCUGGUAAGGGAUAUUUUGUUGACGCAAUCAAUGAGGCAAGAGCAACAUAUUCGGUUGAUAAAUCAUUCUGGCAGAUAAGAUCUGAGUUAGUUCCAACAAAACAGGGUAUAAGUUCUUUCAUACCAGAAAACGGAACAGAGGUUGUGUUGGACCUCAUAACCGGCAGUUGUGAUGAAAAGAAACGUUUUACAUUCACCGUGAAGAAUCAGCUGCGCGCACCAUUUUUCAACAACAGCGUGACAAUGGAAAUCGAAGAUGAGAACACUCCCCUGAUUAGGUACAUGGAAAAGGCAGUUGCUGAACAGAAUGGACUUAUGGAAAAAUUUACGACAUACGUCUCUGAUUUUGAACAGAAAAUCGAAGCGAUAAAUGAUGCUAUAGCAACACCUUUAGUUGAUAAUUCAUCCUGGAAGAUGAGAACUCAGUUAGGACCAGUGCAAACGGGUAUAAGUUCUUUCAAACCAGAAGACGGGAUGAAUGUUAUCCUGGAACUCGAUGAUAACUGAGAUAAAUUCUGCUAUGUUAUUAUGUAUUGCAAUGUAUUGCAUUGCACAACACAUACUGCAUUGUUGUUUAUCGUUUUUGUAUUGUAUUGUGUGUUAUAUUGUAUUGUUUUGCAUUUACUUUUGUAAUGAAAUUAUUGAUAAUCAGACCGAACUAAGAAAUCAUAUCGACUUAAUCAAAGAAACCCACGAUCCCUUUGCCUUCACGGCAAACUUAAUUACAGUAUUAGAAAUGAAUUGAAUUGCAACUAUAAACCGGACAUUUUAACAAGAAAAACAUCUUUUAAUUCUUAAAUAAUUUACAAUAGGACAAGGCACAGUUAAAUUUAGAUAAAAUACUACGAAUGUUCUAACAAGUUUAUAUUAUGGAGUUUCACAAUUACAUACAUGUAUAUGAUAUAAACUGCUAUACAUGGAUUGAUAAAGUCUUCUGUGUACAAAUGCUAUAUUCUGUAUGUAAAAAUACUUUAUACAGUGUAUCAGUUUUGUAAAGGCAUUUCUUGAGACGACCUAUUGAUACGUGUGUAAUAAGAAGUAUAAGGCACAUUCAAAUUCAUUACUUUUUUAGUGUUUCAUUUUAAGUGUCACUAAAACGCCUAAUAACUUGAAAUUGGAAAACUGAAACAGUAUCAAUAGAAGAAAAUUUGCAUGUGAUGAUAAAAAAACUCCUCAAAAUUUAAUUAAAAAUUAGUGCAAUUUUCAGCCCACUUUUAUUCAAAAUCGUUAAAAAGCUAUUUUUGUUUGUGUUAUUUUGGACAAUAAAAAUGAUUAUUCUGGGAAAAAA